Molecule: messenger RNA, 2973 nt
Organism: Chrysochloris asiatica (Cape golden mole)
Lineage: Eukaryota; Metazoa; Chordata; Mammalia; Afrosoricida; Chrysochloridae
Gene: TEAD1
Product: TEA domain family member 1 (SV40 transcriptional enhancer factor)
Exons: 11
Coding region: 107-1180 (357 amino acids)
Biological process (GO): regulation of transcription by RNA polymerase II; embryonic organ development; hippo signaling
Cellular component (GO): transcription regulator complex
Molecular function (GO): DNA-binding transcription factor activity, RNA polymerase II-specific; RNA polymerase II cis-regulatory region sequence-specific DNA binding
Source: RefSeq, a predicted model, not a curated record
CUUUUAGGUUUAUUUUCUUGAAAAGGAUCCAAGCUUUGGCUUGGAAAACCCAACCGCCAAAAUUGAGCCCAGCAGCUGGAGCGGCAGCGAGAGCCCUGCCGAGAACAUGGAAAGGAUGAGUGACUCUGCAGAUAAGCCAAUUGACAAUGAUGCUGAAGGGGUCUGGAGCCCCGACAUUGAGCAGAGCUUUCAGGAGGCCCUGGCUAUCUAUCCGCCUUGUGGGAGGAGGAAAAUCAUCUUAUCAGACGAAGGCAAAAUGUAUGGUAGGAAUGAACUGAUAGCCAGAUACAUCAAACUCAGGACAGGGAAGACGAGGACCAGAAAACAGGUGUCUAGUCACAUUCAGGUUCUUGCCAGAAGGAAAUCUCGUGAUUUUCAUUCCAAGCUAAAGGUAACAAGCAUGGAUCAGACUGCAAAGGAUAAGGCCCUGCAACACAUGGCGGCCAUGUCCUCAGCCCAGAUAGUCUCAGCCACUGCCAUUCACAACAAGCUGGGGCUGCCUGGAAUUCCACGCCCACCCUUUCCGGGGGCACCGGGGUUCUGGCCGGGAAUGAUACAAACAGGGCAGCCGGGAUCCUCGCAAGACGUCAAGCCCUUUGUGCAGCAGGCCUACCCCAUCCAGCCAGCAGUCUCGGCCCCCAUUCCAGGAUUUGAGCCUGCGUCAGCCCCAGCUCCCUUGGUCCCUGCCUGGCAGGGCCGCUCCAUUGGCACAACCAAACUUCGCCUGGUGGAAUUUUCAGCCUUUCUGGAACAGCAGCGAGACCCAGACUCGGCGGAUUUAAACUGCAAUAUUCAAGAUGAUGCUGGGGCUUUUUAUGGUGUAACCAGCCAGUAUGAGAGUUCUGAAAAUAUGACUGUCACCUGCUCCACCAAAGUUUGCUCCUUUGGGAAGCAAGUAGUAGAAAAAGUAGAGACGGAGUAUGCAAGGUUUGAGAAUGGCCGAUUUGUAUACCGAAUAAACCGCUCCCCGAUGUGUGAAUAUAUGAUCAACUUCAUCCACAAGCUCAAACACUUACCAGAGAAAUAUAUGAUGAACAGUGUUUUGGAAAACUUCACAAUUUUAUUGGUGGUAACAAACAGGGAUACACAAGAAACCCUCCUCUGCAUGGCCUGUGUAUUUGAAGUUUCAAAUAGUGAACACGGAGCACAGCACCAUAUUUACAGGCUUGUAAAGGACUGAAUGUGGUUAUUUAUAUAUAUAGAUAUCUGUAUAUACACACGCGCACACACACACAUGUGCACACACAUACACACUCCAUUAUCGAGCGACUGACUGUAAACCCCACCACACGGGGGUGGUGCCCUAGCCCUGAGGUCCCCCCGCCUUUUCUAAAUCCUGUUUGAGUGAAGUCAUGUUUCCAUGUGUUCAUACUACCAUUGUAGCUGUGAAGUUCUGGUACAGUUGUCAAACGAGAAAUAGAGUUGUAUCUGUGUGUUCCUCAGAUCUGCAGCCUACAGUUCCUCGGGAGAGGGGAACCUUCAGAACCCAGCUCUUUGUCUGCAGAGACCUGUAUCUAAAUGUGAUAGAAAAUAUCAAGACAGAGCAUUUGCCAUGGGACAUUUACAGCCUUUAUACAAGUGUAUUUAGUUCUUUUUUUUUUUUUUUUUACCCCAACAUAAAAUUCUUGUUUUAAGAUACAAGUAAAAGUAAUCUUUAAAUAUAAAUGUAAAUGAGUACACAAAACUAAGAUUCUUUAGACUUAUCUUUGUAAUUAAUUAGGGUGGAAGUUUUAAAAGAAUGUAAUUCACUAAAUUAUUUUUUAAAUGAAACCUUUCUUUCUGUUUUCAAACCAAAUGUUAAAAUAUAGCCUUAAGAAAUGCUUGGUAGAAAUAUCCUAAUGAGACAAAUUUGUACUUUUUUUUUUUUUUCCUCCUCAAGGCUAAAACUAAUCUCCUAAUCCAAGUUAACUCUGGAACAGGUAUUACAAAGAAAGAAAACAUCACUCCUUAUUCUUAACAUAUAUAGUAUAUUUAAAAAUAUAAAAUUAUAUUGUACUAAUGUGAUGAUCUGAUUAUUUAAUGAGAAAUGACAGACGGCUCCUUUGCAAUAAGUAGAUAAAUAUUGAAAAUUUAAACUUAAUUAACAAUGUUUAGAGUCUUGUGUGUGCAGUUAUAUUUUAUAUAGACAACCAAAUUUUUUUAAUUAUUAACUAUUUGAACCACUGAAAUUUCAUAACAGAACUUUAAAUUGGCAUGAAUACUGCACUGUGAGCAGCAAAGUAUAGAAAAGCCUGUGGCUGGGUGAAAACUUUUGUCAAUCAAACAAGUAAAAGGCUCAUCGGUUUUAGCAUCUCUGCUUCCUGGAAAAUUGCAUCCUCAACAGCCUGUGGACAGGUCUUUUUUUCUGGAGACCCCAUGUACCUGUUAACCUGCUAUCUCUGUAACUUGUAUAUGUGUGUAUGUGUGUAUAUGUAUACAUAUAUACAUGUAGGCAUGAUAUAGUUACUCAACACAUAUUUAUUAAACAUCUAGUUAGUGUUACUGAGCUUGCUAGGUGCUGAUAUGUAUGUAGGUCUCCAUUUGUGCCCAUCGAUCUCGGUGUGCUAGCUCUAAAGACAUCCAUUUACUUGACAUCUCUCAGUAAGUCACAGCAUUUAUUUCGCUGUGUAAAGAGGCCCAGCUAUCCAUUUCUGACCUUUUCAAACAGGCUCAUUUGGAAGGUUCUCUUCCCUAGAGAGAUUCAGCUUUCUAAUCCAAAUAUUCCACAGUGUAAUGUGGCUACAUGUCUUGGGUUAGUUCUAUAAGUGCUUCAUUGGAUAGAGGACAAGAACGUAUCCCCCAAUUUACCAGAAGAAAAGAACUUUUUAAUUAUUGUGAAUAUGUUCAAACAUAUCCACACUGAAAUGAAUUUUGUAAGUUGUGAACCUAGCCACAAUUGUUUUCAUCAUGCCAGAAAACAAACACCACAUUCUACCACAUUCAUAGAAGUCACACAGUCCCUUUUCUAUCUCAGCUCCCACUUUGACCCAGCCU